Messenger RNA from Aspergillus melleus, 1037 nucleotides. Its product is annotated as mitochondrial 54S ribosomal protein bL28m. Gene Ontology annotation, molecular function: structural constituent of ribosome. The record is from RefSeq and is a predicted model, not a curated record. Gene Ontology annotation, cellular component: mitochondrial large ribosomal subunit. NCBI's taxonomy places the organism in Eukaryota, Fungi, Ascomycota, Eurotiomycetes, Eurotiales, Aspergillaceae. The coding region runs from base 144 to 782 and encodes 212 amino acids. The transcript has a single exon.
CUGCCCGAACUUCCAACACGAUCUCCCUCUCCCUCUGUCGACCACCGCCUUAGGGAUUGCGUUCCUAUUUUCCCUUUUUCUUCUCGACCAUUCUCCCUCCUGUCAUGGUCGAUUGCCCCGUAUCGACCUCUUGAUUCAUCACAAUGGCAGGAUUGCAGUCUCGCUCGGCCAUGUCUCUGCCGUUUUCCCUCUCUUCGGCAUUUCGCAACCUCUCGUUGACGGCCUCGAAAAGAUCGUUUUCCUCCACUCCCGUCGCGCAGAAGAUCCCCAAGCUACCGGAAUACAUCCCUCCUUAUCCCUAUGGCCCGAACUACAUGUACCGACAGUCGAAUACCGGUCUCUACGGCGGCGUGACGAUUCAAUUCGGAAACAAGAUCUCGCAGGGUCGGAAUGAGGGGAAAACCCGCCGAGAGUGGAAGCCGAACGUUCGAAGGAAGAAGAUCUACAGCGAGGCUCUGGACGAGCAUCUGUUUAUCAAGGUCACGCGGAAGGCCUUGCGGACGAUCCACAAGUCCGGCGGACUCGACAAGUACCUGCUAGACGACCGGCCCGCGCGGAUAAAGGAGCUGGGUCUCUUCGGAUGGCGGUUGAGAUGGCAGGUGAUGCAGACGCCGAAGAUCCAGGAGCAAUUCCGACAAGAGCGAAAGAAGCUGGGUCUCCCCGAGCCCCCGACGUUUGAAGAGUGGGUGGCGCAGAAGGAGGCGGAGAUCAAGGCCAAGGCGGAGGACCAGACCAACAUCAAGGAAGCCACGAAGCCGAUCUACAACAAGAAGCUGUACUAGAUGCGAGAGGAUCAUGGAAAGGCGAGGGGGAUGAACAAUGGAUUUGUCUUAAUUUGCGGUGACCAAUGGAUGGGCGUCUGUAUCAUUAUAUCUGUUAUGGUCGACAAUGUCUCGCGCAUACCACUUCGGACGUUGUCGGUAGCUGCUGAGUGACCAUUCGGUUGCUCAUUGAUUUGACCAGACUUGCAUGAUUAGCUUUUCAGUGUAUUUAUAUUUCCUUUCUUGUUCAAUGCUACUACAUUUGGGAUACUACAU